This is a messenger RNA of Rangifer tarandus platyrhynchus (Svalbard reindeer), 240 nucleotides long. Lineage: Eukaryota; Metazoa; Chordata; Mammalia; Artiodactyla; Cervidae. The record is from the annotation of a GenBank genome assembly.
AUGUCUUAUCAGCAGCAGCAGUGCAAGCAGCCCUGCCAGCCACCUCCAGUAGUGUGCACUCCCAAGUGCCCUGAGCCUUGCCCACCUCCGAAGUGCCCUGAGCCAUGCCCACCUCCAAAGUGCCAGCAGAAAUGCCCACCUUGCCCUGAGCCAUGCCCACCUCCUCAGUGCCAGCAGAAAUGCCCUCCUGUGCCACCUCCCCAACAAUGCCAGCAGAAGUGCCCACCCAAAAGCAAGUAG